This is a messenger RNA of Closterium sp. Naga37s-1, 3103 nucleotides long. The record is from the annotation of a GenBank genome assembly. NCBI's taxonomy places the organism in Eukaryota, Viridiplantae, Streptophyta, Zygnematophyceae, Desmidiales, Closteriaceae.
CACCCCGGCCCAUUCUCCCUCUUUCCAUCACCCCGCCCCAUUCUCCCGCUUUCCAUCACCCCGCCCCAUUCUCCCGCUUUCCACCACCCCGCCCCAUCCUCCCUCCUUCCAUCACCCCGCCCCAUUCUCCCGCUUUCCAGCACCCCGCCCCAUCCUCCCUCCUUCCAUCACCCUGCCCCAUUCUCCCUCUUUCCAUCACCCCGCCCCAUUCUCCCUCUUUCCAUCACCCCGCCCCAUUCUCCCUCUUUCCAUCACCCCGCCCCAUUCUCCCGCUUUCCAUCACCCCGCCCCAUUCUCCCGCUUUCCAUCACCCCGCCCCAUUCUCCCGCUUCCCAUCACCCCGCCCCAUUCUCCCGCUUUCCAUCACCCCGCCCCAUUCUCCCGCUUUCCAUCACCCCGCCCCAUUCUCCCUCUUUCCAUCACCCCGCCCCAUUCUCCCGCUUUCCAUCACCCCGCCCCAUUCUCCCGCUUCCCAUCACUCCGCCCCAUUCUCCCGCUUUCCAUCACCCCGCCCCAUUCUCCCGCUUUCCAUCACCCCGCCCCAUUCUCCCUCUUUCCAUCACCCCGCCCCAUUCUCUCUCCUUCCAUCACCCUGCCCCAUUCUCCCUCCUUCCAUCACCCCGCCCCAUUCUCCCUCCUUCCAUCACCCCGCCCCAUUCUCCCGCUUCCAUCACCCCGCCCCAUUCUCCCGCUUUCCAUCACCCCGCCCCAUUCUCCCGCUUUCCAUCACCCCGCCCCAUUCUCCCGCUUUCCAUCACCCCGCCCCAUUCUCCCGCUUUCCAUCACUCUGCCCCAUUCUCCCGCUUUCCAUCACCUCGCCCCAUUCUCCCGCUUUCCAUCACCACGCCCCAUUCUCCCGCUUUCCAUCACCCCGCCCCAUUCUCCCGCUUUCCAUCACCCCGCCCCAUUCUCCCGCUUCCCAUCACCCCGCCCCAUUCCUCUUUCCAUCACCCCGCCCCAUUCUCCCGCUUUCCAUCACCCCGCCCCAUUCUCCCUCUUUCCAUCACUCCGCCCCAUUCUUCCGUUUUCCAUCACCCGCCCCAUUCUCUCGCUUUCCAUCACCCCGCCCCAUUCUCUCGCUUUCCAUCACCCCGCCCCAUUCUCCCACUUUCCAUCACCCCGCUCCAUUCUCCCGCUUUCCAUCACCCCGCCCCAUUCUCCUGCUUUCCAUAACCCCGCCCCAUUCUCCCGCUUUCCAUCACCCCGCCCCAUUCUCCCGCUUUCCAUCACCCCGCCCCAUUCUCCCGCUUUCCAUCACCCCGCCCCAUUCUCCCUCCUUCCAUCACCCUUGCCCAUUCUACCGCUUUCCAUCACCCCGCCCCAUUCUCCCUCUUUCCAUCACCCUGCCCCAUUCUUCCGCGUUCCAUCACCCCGCCCCAUUCUCCCGCUUUCCAUCACCCUGCCCCAUUCUCCCGCUUUCCAUUACCCCGCCCCAUUCUCCCGCUUUCCAUCACCCCGCCCCAUUCUCCCGCUUUCCAUCACCCCGCCCCAUUCUCCCGCUUUCCAUCACCCCGCCCCAUUCUCCCUCUUUCCAUCACCCCGCCCCAUUCUCCUGCUUUCCAUCACCCCGCCCCAUUCUCCCGCUUCCCAUCACCCCGCCCCAUUCUCCCGCUUUCCAUCACCCUGCCCCAUUCUCCCGCUUUCCAUCACCCCGCCCCAUUCUCCCGAUUUCCAUCACCCCGCCCCAUCCUCCCUCCUUCCAUCACCCCGCCCCAUUCUCCCGCUUUCCAGCACCCCGGCCCAUUCUCCCUCUUUCCAUCACCCCGCCCCAUUCUCCCGCUUUCCAUCACCCCGCCCCAUUCUCCUGCUUCCCAUCACCCCACCCCAUUCUCCCGCUUUCCAUCACCCCGCCCCAUUCUCCCGCUUUCCAUCACCCCGCCCCAUCCUCCCUCCUUCCAUCACCCCGCCCCAUUCUCCCGCUUUCCAGCACCCCGCCCCAUCCUCCCUCCUUCCAUCACCCUGCCCCAUUCUCCCUCUUUCCAUCACCCCGCCCCAUUCUCCCUCUUUCCAUCACCCCGCCCCAUUCUCCCGCUUUCCAUCACCCCGCCCCAUUCUCCCGCUUUCCAUCACCCCGCCCCAUUCUCCCGCUUUCCAGCACCCCGCCCCAUCCUCCCUCCUAUCACCCCGCCCCAUUCUCCCUCUUUCCAUCACCCCGCCCCAUUCUCCCGCUUUCCAUCACCCCGCCCCAUUCUCCCGCUUCCCAUCACCCCGCCCCAUUCUCCCGCUUUCCAUCACCCCGCCCCAUUCUCCCACUUUCCAUCACCCCACCCCAUUCUCCCGCUUUCCAUCACCCCGCCCCAUCCUCCCGAUUCCCAGCACCCCACCCCAUCCUCCCUCCUUCCAUCACCCCGCCCCAUCCUCCCUCUUUCCAUCACCCCGCCCCAUUCUCCCUCUUUCCAUCACCCCGCCCCAUUCUCCCGCUUUCCAUCACCCCGCCCCAUUCUCCCGCUUUCCAUCACGCCGCCCCAUUCUCCCGCUUUCCAUCACUCUGCCCCAUUCUCCCGCUUUCCAUCACCUCGCCCCAUUCUCCCGCUUUCCAUCACCACGCCCCAUUCUCCCGCUUUCCAUCACCCCGCCCCAUUCUCCCGCUUUCCAUCACCCCGCCCCAUUCUCCCGCUUCCCAUCACCCCGCCCCAUUCCUCUUUCCAUCACCCCGCCCCAUUCUCCCGCUUUCCAUCACCCCGCCCCAUUCUCCCUCUUUCCAUCACCCCGCCCCAUUCUCCCGCUUUCCAUCACCCCCCCCCAUUCUCCCGCUUCCCAUCACCCCGCCCCAUUCUCCCGCUUUCCAUCACCCCGCCCCAUUCUCCCGCUUUCCAUCACCCCGCCCCAUUCUCCCGCUUUCCAUCACCCCGCCCCAUUCUCCCGCUUUCCGUCACCCCGCCCCAUUCUCCCGCUUUCCGUCACCCCGCCCCAUUCUCCCGCUUUCCAUCACCCCGCCCCAUUCUCCCUCUUUCCAUCACCCCGCCCCAUUCUCCCUCUUUCCAUCACCCCGCCCCAUUCUCCCGCUUCCCAUCACCCCGCCCCAUUCUCCCGCUUUCCAUCACCCCACCCCAUUCUCCCGCUUUCCAUCACCCCGCCCCAUCCUCCCGAUUUCCCGUUUUAG